Messenger RNA from Drosophila virilis, 1903 nucleotides. Its product is annotated as mucin-2. Lineage: Eukaryota; Metazoa; Arthropoda; Insecta; Diptera; Drosophilidae. The record is from RefSeq and is a predicted model, not a curated record.
CCCAGGUGAUACAUUGUCCAACUCAGAAACGAAAGGAGCCGCCACCAUGGAGGUUCUCUACAAACUGGUAGUGCUCUGCGCACUGCUAUUCACCUCAACGACCCAUGCGAAAGCUGAAUCUGUUCAACCGAAUGAUAUCAGUAAUAGGCUGAGCAUACAAAAUUUACUUUUCGAUGCCAUUGUUGGAGACCUACAAAUGCCCGAAUUGGGUGCCAUUAACAGCUUGGAUCAAUGUGCGGCCAUUUACACGGUCAAAAAUGUGGAGAUAUUGAUGAAUGCGGGCAGCAAACUGCGUCAAUGCAGCAAUGUGGAUCAAGCCGACCUGCAAAGCUAUUUGCAACAGGAGAGCUCAGCAGGAGUAAAGGCUGCCUUCCAGCAGCAGAUGCUCGGCUGUAGCACGCGCAGCUGUUAUGCGGAUUCGGUCAUGAAUCUGUUUGCUGAUGUGCGUCCCAUGCAUAAACAUUUCUGGCAGACCCAACGUUGUAUUACCCACGAAAUUAAGAGAACUCUGCGUGAACUGGAAAAGUCAUCUGUUGGCCUGGAAAAUUGCAUUUCUCAGAUUUUUGGAUCCACUGGAAAUCCAAGCCCACCAAGCUGGAACUGGACAACGCCAAGCCCGCCAAGCUGGAACUGGACAACUCCAAGCCCACCAAGCUGGAACUGGACAACUCCAAGCCCACCAAGCUGGAACUGGACAACUCCAAGCCCACCAAGCUGGAACUGGACAACGCCAAGCCCACCAAGCUGGAACUGGACAACUCCAAGCCCACCAAGCUGGAACUGGACGACCACUGGCAACCCAAACUGGAACUGGACCACCACAGCACCACCAAACUGGAACUGGACAACUGCGGGCAGUCCAAGCUGGAACUGGACCACAACAGCACCACCAAACUGGAACUGGACCACCACAGCACCACCUAACUGGAACUGGACAACCACGGGCAACCCAAGCUGGAACUGGACCACUACAGAGCCACCUAGCUGGAAUUGGACCACUACAGCACCACCAAACUGGAACUGGACCACCACGGCACCACCUAACUGGAACUGGACAACUACGGGAAGCCCUAACUGGAACUGGACCACCACAGCACCACCAAACUGGAACUGGACAACCACGGGCAACCCAAACUGGAACUGGACCACUACAGAGCCACCAAGUUGGAACUGGACCACCACAGCACCACCAAACUGGAACUGGACAACCACAGGCAAUCCAAACUGGAACUGGACUACCACGGGAAACCCAAACUGGAACUGGACAACCACAGGCAAUCCGAAUUGGAACUGGACCACCACAGCACCACCAAACUGGAACUGGACAACCACAGGCAAUCCAAACUGGAACUGGACUACCACGGGAAACCCAAGCUGGAACUGGACAACCACGGGAAACCCCAACUGGAACUGGACAACUACUGGCAAUCCAAACUGGAACUGGACCACCACGGGCAACCCAAGCUGGAACUGGACUACCACGGGAAACCCAAGCUGGAACUGGACAACCACAGGCAAUCCAAACUGGAACUGGACCACCACAGCCCCACCAAACUGGAACUGGACAACCACGGGCAACCCAAGCUGGAACUGGACAACCACGGGCAACCCAAGCUGGAACUGGACCACCACAAACCCACCAAAAUGGAACACGACAACAUUGGGCCCCAAUUGGAAUAGGACGAGUCCCGUACCCGAAUGGAAUAACACUACGCCCAGCUGGAAUGUGACCACUGAGGCACCGGCUGCUACCACAACCCAAGGUUGGUGGGACAAGCUUUUGCAUGAUCUUGGAUUCUAAAUGGUGCCAUAAGAUGCCGUUGAUGUGACGGCAACACUUUUAAACUUAAAUGUUUAACAAGCUAAAUAAUAAAUUUAUCAGCAUUGAAAUGUGUUUACUCGA